Ilex paraguariensis (yerba mate) is the source of this 503-nucleotide messenger RNA. NCBI's taxonomy places the organism in Eukaryota, Viridiplantae, Streptophyta, Magnoliopsida, Aquifoliales, Aquifoliaceae. The record is from the annotation of a GenBank genome assembly.
AUGACUGUAAAGCGAGUCGUCGCAAACGACGCUACACAGGAUCAGAACAGCUAUGUUUCUGAUCUUGAGAAAGCGAAGGACUUGUCUUCACCGGAAUUGAUCUUGCAUGCCGCAGUAAAGUUAGCCGGAAAGAAGUGUUCUGGUGGAGAAAGAGAAACUGAACCGAUUAUGUAUGGAAAGACAAAGUCAGUUUGUGGAGAGCUGGAAACAGAUCAAGAGAGUGCCGGAUCGUCGGAGGAGAUGGAGAGUCCGAAGUCGGUGGCGAGGUUUGGGAGGUGGAAUGCGAAGGACAUAAACGUGCAUGUGCAUAGCCAGAUACUGAGGAUCAGAGAGGAGGAUUCGCAUCUAGGAGAGGACGUCGGGGAAUGUCUCGGUGCUAAAGAUAAGCUCGCUGUUCACCACGUGGAGUCUCGUGUGGAUUACAUGCUGUUUUCAAGGCCAAUUUUGCCUGCUUCGCCUCUCGGCGGCAAGACUACAAUCAAGACUACGCACUGAAUCAAUCA